Molecule: messenger RNA, 171 nt
Organism: Ambispora leptoticha
Lineage: Eukaryota; Fungi; Glomeromycota; Glomeromycetes; Archaeosporales; Ambisporaceae
Source: the annotation of a GenBank genome assembly
AUGCUGAAUCCUGAUUAUAAAUAUCUCGUAUAUAUGAGAAUAUCUGUUCGAAACAUUAUUGUGUUGAUACUUCGCCAAAAUUAUGGAGAUAAUUGUGAGUUUUUGAAGGAUAAGUUAAUCGCACUUACUUUUAGUAAGGACACUUUAGUUGCUGAGUCUUCGAUUUUCUAA